AUGCAUGAGGAGCUUGCAGACAUCCCGUCUGACGCCUUCUUAUCAUCCUCGCCAGAGAAGUCGUCACGGGAUGAGUUGAUCGAGAUCAGCUCUUCGCAACCUACGCUUUCCCGUGAACAACCUAGAGCUUGGAGAGGACCGCAGAACGGACUGAAACAGAUGACCAUAUUCGGGCAGCCUGCAACACAACGACUCUCGGCUUCCCAAGCCGCCAAGAAGAAGCAUGCUUGGCCUCUCAAGGAUCGCGAAGAGGCGCCGACCCAUCAUAAACUUGACGCUAAAGCCAUGGAGACUUGGGUAUACCCUACGAACCUCGGCACCAUACGCGACUAUCAGUAUAACAUCGUCAACCGUAGUCUUUUUCACAACACUCUGGUUGCACUGCCCACCGGCCUUGGCAAAACCUUCAUAGCUGCGACCGUCAUGCUAAACUACUACCGGUGGACACCUACGUCGCAGCUUGUCUUCAUGGCGCCGACGAAGCCGCUCAUCGCGCAACAACUGGAUGCUUGUUACAGAAUCGUCGGAAUCCCAAGAUGUGACACUGUGCUGAUGACAGGAGAGACAACACCCGCGGUGCGUGCCGAACAAUGGCUCGAGAAACGCGUGUUCUUCAUGACGCCUCAGACCGUGAUCAACGACCUCAAAUCGGGCAUAUCUGACCCAAAGAAGAUUGUCCUGGUUGUGGUUGACGAAGCGCACAAGGCCACCGGCGGCUAUGCCUACACCGAGGUCAUUGCAUUUCUUCGUCGCUUCAACAGCAGCUUUCGCGUGCUGGCGUUGACAGCAACGCCGGGCUCGAAGGUGGAGGCAGUCCAGGCUGUCAUUGACCAUCUCGGUAUUGCUCGUACCGAGCUCCGCACCGAGCAGUCACUGGACAUCCGGCCUUAUACGCACGAGAAGCACACGGAUUUUGAGCUAUUUGAUUACAGCGAUGAGCAAGAAUUGAUCAUGGAGCACAUGACAAAGGCGCUGAAUCCUGUCUUGCAGAAGCUGAACUCGCAGAACGCCUUUUGGUCGCGUGAUCCGAUGCAGUUGACCGCGUUUGGCUUGACGAAAGCCCGGACACAAUGGAUGCAAUCAGACGCUGGCAGAAGAGCGCCCAUGCCGCUCAAAGGUAUGAUCAACAUCAUCUUCACGCUCCUCUCUCAGCUUGCCCACGGCAUCGGGCUGCUGAAAUAUCACGGUAUCGUGCCGUUCUACACCGGCAUGCUUGAGUUCCAGAAAGCCGUUGAUAGCGGCCAAUCCAAGGGCAAGAAUGCGCGAGAAAUUGUCCAAUCCAGCGACUUCAUCCAGAUGAUGAGCCGCAUCCGUGGCUGGACUCACAACCCCGACUUCGUCGGUCACCCAAAGCUGCAGUAUCUCCGCGAGGUCGUUCUUGGACACUUCCUUGACGCUGGCGAAGGAGCGCUAGGUACCGACGCACCACCCUCCGCGACGCGCGUUAUGGUCUUUGCGUCAUUCCGUGACAGCUGCGAAGAGAUCUGCCGGGUGCUGAAACGGAACGACCCGUUGAUCAGACCGCAUGUGUUCGUCGGGCAAGCUGGGAGCGCAAACAGUGAGGGCAUGACCCAGCAGAAGCAGAACGCCGUCGUCCAAGACUUCAAGGCAGGCAAAUUCAACACACUUGUCGCCACUUCCAUUGGCGAGGAAGGUCUUGACAUUGGCGACGUCGACUUGAUUGUCUGCUAUGAUGCCUCAUCCUCGCCCAUUCGUAUGCUUCAGCGCAUCGGGCGUACUGGUCGUAAGCGCAUUGGCAAAGUGGUCCUUCUGCUCGUGCGUGGCAAAGAGGAAAACGACUACGCUAAGGCUCAGGACAAUUACGCAUUCAUUCAGAAGUCAAUCGCAGAUACAAGUAAGUAUGACUACCGAGACGAUCAAAGUCCGCGUAUCCUGCCCAAGGACGUGCAUCCAGUGGUCGACAAACGGGUGAUUGAGAUACCGAUCGAAAACAGCCAGCCUGUGGACCUCAAUGAAAGAGGCAGGAAGGCGAGAGGGAAGGCGAAAGCGAAGCGCCCACCAAAGAAAUUCCAUAUGCCGGACAAUGUCCGCACCGGCUUUGUGAAGGCUUCCAAGCUGGGCUCUGACGGCGAAGAUGAAGCUGAAGAAAGCAGCAAGCUACGCCCUCCUUCUUCGCCACCGGAAAUCGCGCAGCUGCCUUUCCUCGAAGAUGUGUUACUUACCGAAGCUCAGCAGCAUGAGCUUGAGAUGAAGUACGCUCGUACCGCUGGGCAUGAAGACAUGGUUGUACGUAUACCUGAACCUGGACGUUAUCCGGGAACGCUACGAGAACUGGGCACAACGAAGUAUGUCCGGCACGGG
This is a messenger RNA of Baudoinia panamericana UAMH 10762, 2322 nucleotides long. RefSeq lists its product as uncharacterized. Gene Ontology annotation, biological process: replication fork reversal; double-strand break repair via synthesis-dependent strand annealing; interstrand cross-link repair. The record is from RefSeq and is a predicted model, not a curated record. NCBI's taxonomy places the organism in Eukaryota, Fungi, Ascomycota, Dothideomycetes, Mycosphaerellales, Teratosphaeriaceae. The annotation marks the transcript as partial. The transcript is spliced from 2 exons. Gene Ontology annotation, molecular function: four-way junction DNA binding; hydrolase activity; 3'-5' DNA helicase activity.